GUCGCUCUAACGCUGCUGUUGCCUGUUGUGUUGCCUCUAGCAGUGAUGGUGUGGUCGAUCUUUGAGUCGGAUGGUAGACAAGUUGGGUACGGACAGUGGAGAUGCUACUUGGAUUCUACUUUAUUAGUCGAGCUCACCAUGAUAGGGCCCCUGGCGCUCGUGACGAUCUGUAACGUCACGUUUUUCGGUGUGACCGUCUACAAGAUCCAGGAGGUCCGUGGUCUGCAGGUCAGCCAGCUGGGCAGGCGAGAUGACGUCACCAACCUGUACGUCUACGUCAAGCUCUCCUCCAUGACUGGCGCCUUCUGGCUGCUGGCCAUCUUAGCUGAGGCGUCCGACAACAGCGUCCUCAGGUACGUCUCCAUCUUGUUGAAUGGCUGCCAGGGUGUGCUCAUCUUUGUCUCCUACAUCUGCAACACGCGCGUGCUUCGUCUGUACCUGCCACAUCACGUGACCAGGUCAUCGUCUGACUCACCCUGGACGCACGAGACGUCUCUACGCUACUGACAGGCUGUAUGCUACUGACAGGCUGUACGCUACUGAC
Messenger RNA from Physella acuta, 544 nucleotides. RefSeq lists its product as uncharacterized. Gene Ontology annotation, molecular function: G protein-coupled receptor activity. Gene Ontology annotation, cellular component: membrane. The record is from RefSeq and is a predicted model, not a curated record. Gene Ontology annotation, biological process: G protein-coupled receptor signaling pathway. Lineage: Eukaryota; Metazoa; Mollusca; Gastropoda; Physidae.